This is a messenger RNA of Sporisorium graminicola, 2010 nucleotides long. RefSeq lists its product as uncharacterized. The transcript has 2 exons. Gene Ontology annotation, biological process: long-chain fatty acid metabolic process; long-chain fatty-acyl-CoA metabolic process. Lineage: Eukaryota; Fungi; Basidiomycota; Ustilaginomycetes; Ustilaginales; Ustilaginaceae. Gene Ontology annotation, molecular function: long-chain fatty acid-CoA ligase activity. The record is from RefSeq and is a predicted model, not a curated record. Gene Ontology annotation, cellular component: lipid droplet; plasma membrane; endoplasmic reticulum. Bases 1 to 2010 code for a protein of 669 amino acids.
AUGACCAAAGUCGCUAGUGUUGAGAUCGAUACCCCCGUCGGCAAAGGCGAGGGCAAGAUCAGGCGCUCCUACCAGGCGCCUGACCGCCUCCUGGAACGUCCCGCUGAAGGCAUCAACACCAUGGCCGACGUCUUCCUCAAGGCUCGCGAACGCUUCCCCAACAAGCCCAUCAUGGGUUGGCGAGACGUGGUUCGAAUGCACGACGAACAGAAGGAGAUCACCAAGGUCGUCGACGGCAAAGAGGUCAAGGAAACCAAGACGUGGCAGUACUACGAGCUCUCCAACUACAAAUACAUCACCUACAACGAGUUUGAAGAGCGCAUUCACCACGCUUCCAGCGGUCUCCGCAACCUCGGCCUCUCGAAAGACACGCGCUUCAACAUUUACGCCACCACCGCUAUCAACUGGCAGAACAUGGCCCACGCCUGUUUCCGUCAGAACAUCCCCUUCUGUACCGCUUACGAGACGCUCGGAGAAGAAGGCCUUCAGCACUCGCUCAACGAGCCCGAGGUCGUCGGUAUCUUCACCAAUGCAGAGCUGCUCCCUACGCUUGCCAACGUCAUUGGCAGCACCGAGACGGUCAAGUACGUCAUCUACGACGGCGAGCCCGACGAGAAGCACCUCAACAAGGUGCGCGAGGCUAUCUCUGCACGCCAGGGCAAGGUGCUCACCAUCGAUGAGCUCCGGGAGGAAGGUAAGGCCAACCCUGCUGAGGGCAACCUCCCCACCCGCGAUGACAUUGCCUGUAUCAUGUACACUUCCGGUUCCACCGGCGCUCCCAAGGGUGUCAUCCUCACGCACGGCAACCUCGUCGCCUCGGUCGCUGCCGUCGAGCUCCACGUCGGAGACCUGCUGAACGUCGACGACACCUUCAUCGCUUUCCUGCCGCUUGCCCACAUUCUUGAGUUUAUCGUCGAGUGCACCAUGAUGUACGUCGGUGUGACCAUGGGUUACGGAAAGGUCAAGACCCUCACGCAGGCUUCGGUACGAAACUGCGACGGAGACAUCAAGGCGCUCAGGCCCAGCGUUAUGGUCGGUGUUCCCGCCGUCUGGGAGCUCAUCCGAAAGGGCAUCGUUUCCAAGGUCAAUGCUGGUGGCUCGAUCAAGCAAAAGGUGUUCAACGGCGCCAUGACGCUCAAGAAGAACAAUGUGCCCAUCCUCGGGUCGGUCGUCGACAAUGUCGUCUUCAAAGCGGUCCGAGAGCAGACGGGCGGACGUCUUCGCUUCGUCUUGUCCGGUGGCGCUCCGCUGUCCAAGGAAACGCAAGAGUUCCUCAACACGGCUCUCGUGACAAUCCUGCAAGGAUACGGCCUCACGGAGUCGUGCGGUAUGACUGCUAUUCUCCACCCCAAGUUCUACACCUUUGGCAGUGUGGGUGGAUGUGUGCCUGCCGUCGAGGUCAAGCUUCGCGACGUUCCGGACGCCGGCUACUUCCACACCAACAAUCCUCCGCAGGGCGAGGUUCUCAUUCGCGGACCCUCGGUCACCAAGGGCUACUUCAAGCGUGACGAUGUCAACAAAGAAUCGUUCGAGGACGGAUGGUUCCUCACCGGCGAUGUGGGACAGUGGAAUUCCAACGGCACCCUUUCGAUCAUUGACCGCAAGAAGAACCUGGUCAAGCUCUCGGGCGGCGAAUACAUUGCUAUCGAGCGUCUCGAAAGCACGUACAAAUCGUCCAACCUGGUCUCCAACAUUUGCGUCCACGCUAACAGCGAUGCCAAGCAGCCCAUGGCCAUCAUCUUCCCGCGCGAGGACAACCUCAACUCGGCAGCGCAGAAGGCAGGCAUCAAGGGUGCCGACCUCGAGGAGCUGUGCAAGAACAAGGAGGUGAUCAAGCUGGUCAAGGACGACGUCAACCAGACGGGCAAGAAGGCUGGAUUCAAGAACCUCGAGAUGCUUCAGACUGUCUUGCUGGUGCCAGAGGAGUUGGCCAUGACAGCAGCUCAAAAGCUGUCGAGAAAAGACAUUAUCAAGAAGUACGAGAGCGACAUCAAGCGUGUCUACAUGUGA